UUCCGCCCACGAAGGAAACCCUGCUUGACCCCACGAAGCGGUAGCCGUUCGCCCACCCCGUCCAUCGCGGUUGCUACCAGAAGCCAUUCCGAAGCCGCUUCCGCCGCCUUCAUGGAAGGAGCCGCACCAGCCAAGGAGGGCUCAGAGAGUGUGGGAGCCCUCGAAUCCGAGGGCGCCACCCGGCCGAGACCGGAGGAUCUGGUAGCCAGAGCAAUAGCCCCGGUUAAGGCCGAGUACCUCCGUCCUCCGCCUUCUAGGUCGGUUGCCGUCGAUUCUGGAGUCGAGGAUGGCUCCAUCGAGAAGAAGAGCAGUUCCGCCAACGUUGUCGUCAAGGAGAAGAAAUCUCGGCGGCAGCUCAAGAGAGAACGGAAGCAGGAGCAAAAGUCCACAAGAAAUAUCUGUCCAGAAGUAGCUAAAAGUGGCAAUGCUGAUGCAUGCCCUUAUCGUGGUAAUUGCCGCUUCAACCAUGACAUGGAUGCCUAUUUGGCAGAGAAACCACCUGACCUAGAAGGGACAUGUCCGUUCGUCAGCGCUGAAGAGUUCUGUCCUUAUGGAAUAACUUGUAGAUAUGCCAGUACACACAGACAACAAACAUCCUUAAAGUUGGAGGUACCUGCUACUAAGAGCUCUGAAGUCAACAGCCUAAACAAAGAUUUGCAGAAGCUUUUGUGGAAGAACAAAGUUAGUUUUCCAAAUGCAGAUCUUCAGCUCAAACUCCUUGGCCUUGAGCGUGGUAAUGGUGCACGUGCAAACUCAGGAGCGGAUCACAUGAAAAAUCACCCAGAAAAUAAUAUUCACUUGGAUGACAACAAAGAGAUGCUUUGCAGCCUUGGAGCCCCCACAACAUGUCUAGAGAAUGACUGUUUGGAUAAUGGGUCUAUCUCUGAUGAUUCAAGACCUUUGAAGAAGACAAAGAGUCAAGCUGAUAAAAUUGACAGCUCUCCUAAAACUAAAAACUUUGAAGAAAGUCAAGAUAGCUGUUUGCAGAAUGGGCUUGAAGAUGUUUCACCCGAUAAUUUAUAUUCCUCCAAAGAUGAUUUGAGUCUGAAACCACAUGCAAGGGAAAUAAAGCUCAUUGAUUUUAGAGGGAAGCUAUACCUUGCUCCCCUGACUACUGUUGGAAAUCUUCCCUUCAGAAGGAUCUGCAAAGCCUUAGGUGCUGAUAUUACUUGUGGAGAAAUGGCUAUGUGCACAAAUCUCUUGCAGGGGCAAGCUUCAGAAUGGGCAUUGCUAAGGCGGCACUCGUCGGAGGACAUAUUUGGAGUACAAAUUUGUGGAGCUUAUCCUGAUACGGUAGCACGUACAGUUGAGCUCAUAGAUCGUGAAUGUGAAGUUGAUUUUAUUGACAUCAAUAUGGGGUGUCCAAUUGAUAUUGUUGUAAACAAGCAAGCUGGAUCUGCUCUGCUCACGAAACCAUUGCGGAUGAAGAACAUUAUUCAAGCAGCUUCUUCUACACUUUCUAAACCUUUGACGGUUAAGGUGCGAACAGGUUAUUUUGAAGGGAGAAAUCGCAUUGAUUCUCUAGUUUCAGAUAUAUCUAACUGGGGAGCCGGUGCACUGACCAUACAUGGUCGAUCACGACAGCAACGCUAUAGCAAGCUUGCUGAUUGGGAUUAUAUCUAUGAAUGUGCAAAAAAAGCCCCAGAAAGUUUGCAAGUUCUAGGAAAUGGUGAUAUUUUCUCAUAUACUGAUUGGAUUAAACACACAUUGGACUGUCCCAAGCUUUCUACGUGCAUGAUUGCUCGAGGGGCUCUAAUCAAGCCUUGGAUAUUUACUGAGAUUAAGGAACAAAGACAUUGGGAUAUUAGUUCCGGGGAGCGAUUCAAUAUCCUCAAAGAUUUUGUUCAAUCUGGCCUACAUCAUUGGGGCUCCGAUACUAAAGGUGUGGAGACAACGAGGCAUUUCCUGUUGGAAUGGUUGAGUUAUACAUACCGCUAUAUUCCACUGGGCCUAUUAGAUGUAGUUCCACAGCGUUUAAAUUGGAGACCACCCAGCUACUAUGGCCGAGAUGACCUUGAGACCCUAAUGGCUUCUGAUUCAGCUGCUGACUGGAUUCGGAUAUCUGAGAUGUUGCUUGGAAAGGUUCCAGAAGGCUUUACUUUUACACCUAAACACAAAUCUAAUGCUUAUGACAGUGCAGAAAACGGCUAAUACCUGAGAAAGUGCUUUCUUUGGGCUGAUACGAGGAAAGCUGUACUUGUGAAGCUGAGAUGCACACACCGAGACAAUAAAAAAAAAAGGUUACUCAUAGCUGGAUCAAAGAAUCCUGAUGUUGAUACAGUAAGGACUUACUGUUAAAAUCCUUCAAUUUUCUCCAUGUUGAGACUGAUGUAGAAUAUUACUAAUUUGCUUAUAGAACAGUGACAUAAUUGAAGGAAUUAAGUUUAUCUAA
Messenger RNA from Musa acuminata subsp. malaccensis (wild Malaysian banana), 2392 nucleotides. Its product is annotated as tRNA-dihydrouridine(47) synthase [NAD(P)(+)]-like. Gene Ontology annotation, biological process: tRNA processing. NCBI's taxonomy places the organism in Eukaryota, Viridiplantae, Streptophyta, Magnoliopsida, Zingiberales, Musaceae. The record is from RefSeq and is a predicted model, not a curated record. Gene Ontology annotation, molecular function: tRNA dihydrouridine synthase activity; metal ion binding; RNA binding.